This is a messenger RNA of Rana temporaria (common frog), 1462 nucleotides long. Its product is annotated as oocyte zinc finger protein XlCOF6.1-like. Gene Ontology annotation, molecular function: DNA-binding transcription repressor activity, RNA polymerase II-specific. Gene Ontology annotation, biological process: negative regulation of transcription by RNA polymerase II. The transcript has a single exon. The coding region runs from base 6 to 1253 and encodes 415 amino acids. NCBI's taxonomy places the organism in Eukaryota, Metazoa, Chordata, Amphibia, Anura, Ranidae. The record is from RefSeq and is a predicted model, not a curated record.
ACGCCAUGGAGAAACCCUCAAAGGAUCGUCUCACUUUAUCUCCAGGUUGUAAAAUGGAAGAUGAGGACAUCACAGGAGAUCACAUGGAGGAAUCUGGGAAAGGUUUUUCACCCAAGUCCCGUCCUUCUGAACAUCAGACAUCGCACACGGGUGAGAAGGUAUACACCUGCUCCGAGUGCGGGAAGAGUUUUCCACGACGAUAUGACUGUUUUGUUUUACAUCAAAGAUCUCACACGGGGGAGAAGCCAUUUCCCUGUCCUGAGUGUGGAAAAUGUUUUACGAUAAAAUCAAACCUUGCAAAACAUCAAAGAACUCACACAGGUGAGAAGCCAUUUCCCUGCCCUGAGUGUGGCAGAUGUUUUUCACAGAAGGCCCAUGUUGAAUCACAUAUGAGAUAUCACACAGGUGAAAAGCCAUAUCCAUGCCCGCAGUGUGGAAAAUGUUUUACAAAAAAAUCAGACCUUGUAAAACAUCAAAGAACUCACACAGGUGAGAAGGCAUAUUCGUGCCCUGAGUGCGGGAAAUGUUUUUCACAGAAAAAUUCCCUUGUAACACAUCAAAGAUCUCACACAGGAGAGAAGCCGUAUUCCUGCUCUGAGUGCGGGAAAUGUUUUUUUCUCCAGUCCCAUCUUAACAAACAUCUGAGGUCUCACACGGGUGAGAAACUGCAUCCAUGUUCUCAGUGUGGAAAAAGUUUUAGAGAAAAAAAUUACCUUAAAAAACAUCAAAGAACUCACACGGGUGAGAAAGCAUAUUCCUGCCCUGAGUGCGGGAAAUGUUUCUCACAUAAAUCCCAUCUUAACGCGCAUCUGAGGACUCACACGGGUGAAAAGCCGUAUUGCUGUCCUGAGUGUGGAAAAUGUUUUACACAAAGAUCAGGCCUUCUAACCCAUCAAACAACUCACACCGGAGAGAGGCCGUAUUCCUGCCCUGAUUGCGGGAAAUGUUUUUCACAGAAUGCCCAUCUUAAAAUACAUCAGAGAAUUCACACGGGUGAGAAGCCGUAUCCCUGUCCCGAGUGUGGAAAAUGUUAUCCACAGAGAUCAGACCUUAAUAAACAUCAAAGAUCUCACACAGGUGAGAGGCCGUAUCCGUGCCCCGAGUGCGGGAAAUGUUAUCCACAGAAAUCGGACCUUGUUAAACAUCAAAGAUCUCACACGGGGGCGAAGCCGUAUUCCUGCUCCGAGUGCGGGAAAGGUUUUUCACGCAAGUACGAGCUUACUAAACACUGUUUGUCUCACACAGGUGAGUAGAUCCGUAGCUUAUUGGUGUAGAAAAUGUCCUUCAUCAAAGUCCAACCUUACCGAACAUCAGAUAUGCUACAUGUGGAAGAAGCCGUAUUCCUGCCCUGAGUGCGGGAAAUGUUUUUCACAGAAGUCCUAACUUCUCAAACAUCUGAGAACCCACACCACCCUUGAGGUGUAUUAUAGCCAGAUUCAGGUACGGCGGCGCAUCUUUCAGG